Suncus etruscus (white-toothed pygmy shrew) is the source of this 1308-nucleotide messenger RNA. RefSeq names its product zinc finger protein 722-like. The transcript has 8 exons. NCBI's taxonomy places the organism in Eukaryota, Metazoa, Chordata, Mammalia, Eulipotyphla, Soricidae. Bases 16 to 1308 code for a protein of 430 amino acids. The record is from RefSeq and is a predicted model, not a curated record. Gene Ontology annotation, molecular function: DNA-binding transcription repressor activity, RNA polymerase II-specific. Gene Ontology annotation, biological process: negative regulation of transcription by RNA polymerase II.
UAAUCCACGGGAGAGAUGAUGGGGCUGCACCGUCUGAUGUCCUGUCCCCAGGACACAGUGACCUUUUCCGACGUGGCUGUGAGCUUCUCCCCAGAAGAGUGGCCAUACCUUGAUGCCUCACAGAGGAAGCUCUACAGAGAUGUGAUGCUGGAGAUCAUUCAACACCUGCAGGCCAUAGAAGGCAGUCCACCAGUUCAGGAUUUGGCAUUUCAGCAAUUUACUUUUGGAACAGGAUCUCCAAACAGGAGUGAGAUGGGAAGCAUCCAGCCCCGGCUGAAUGGGGGAGAUCCUGUGCUUUGGGAGACACUCUGGAGGGAACCAUCCUGCCUGUAUCCAGAUGGGAGCCAGGAUUCGGUGGGCAUCUGUUCUGGACAACCUGAGAAGCACAUUCCCCAAGGAAUUGAGCCGCCUGAAUGUAAGCAAUGUUGGGGUUACUUUCCAGGUGCUCAACACUGCUAUGUGCCCGUGGACACCCCCAUUGUACAGGAUCCCUCUGGCUGUCAUCAAGGUAGACAUGCUUGGAGUCAUCUGUCAUGCCAGAGUGACCCUAAGGAAGUCCAGACACCAAAGAAAGGUCAUAAAUGUCCAGAGUGUGGGAAGGCCUUUUCUCGAUCCUCAAACCUUUCUGAACACAAGAAAAUUCAUACAGGAGAGAAACCUUAUCAGGAGUGUGGGAAGGUCUUCUCUCGAUCCUCAGUACUUUCUUCACACAAUAAAUCACAUACAGGAGACAAGCCUUAUAAAUGUCCAGAGUGUGGGAAGGCCUUCGCUCGAUCUUCAGGCCUUGCUGCACAUAAGAAAACUCAUACAGGCUACAGGCCUUAUACGUGUCAGGAGUGUGGGAAGGCCUUUGUUGGAUUUAAAUCCCUUUCUGCUCAUAAGAAAAUCCAUACAGGAGAAAAACCUUAUACAUGCCAGGAGUGUGGAAAGGCCUUCACCAGAUCCUCAAGCCUAUGCUGGGGGCGGAGGACAGAUAGAUCGUGGCGCCUGGGGGGAAGGGGGACCGCGAAGGCCAAUCGAUCUCGGCGCCCCGCACCUCCCGGGGUCCGCGUGCUCCGUGAUGGAGCUGCGGGGACCCUAGAUCUGGGGUACCCUGAGCGUGGGGCCCUGCAUGGGCGCUGGGACUAUCCCGAUCACCCACUGCAGGUCCUGGCGCUGCUGGAGAAGCUCCAGAUGGACAGGGAGGGGCACGGAUGCAGCCCCCCAAAUGGGAAAAGGCCUAUUGACGUUCUUCAUUUUCAUGGGCUGCUGGCCUAUGUGGGGCCCCCGGAGGAUGCAGGGCUCAGGGCUGCAUUUUCCUCCGUGUAG